AUGCUGCGGCCCUUCUAUGGAAGCUUAAUCCAACCUUGCCCACGUUUCUUAAAGGAGUCAUUCUUCUUCUCCCUCCUCCCUCCCCUCCUCGUUCCAAAGCCAGGAGUAUACCUGGUGCUUCCCCCCAAACUCACGUGUUGCGUUUUUUGGACCACGACGACGACGAUAACGACGACACUCGUUUCCCGCUUAGAGUGGACGCAUUGGUUUGGCUGCUGUGUCGUUGUCCUUGUCGUCACUGUCGUCGCUACCGCCGCCACUGUCGACGCCAUCGCCGCCACCAUCGCCAACGACCAACAACAACCACCGGCCCGCUAG
Messenger RNA from Purpureocillium takamizusanense, 318 nucleotides. RefSeq lists its product as uncharacterized. NCBI's taxonomy places the organism in Eukaryota, Fungi, Ascomycota, Sordariomycetes, Hypocreales, Ophiocordycipitaceae. The transcript has a single exon. The record is from RefSeq and is a predicted model, not a curated record. Bases 1 to 318 code for a protein of 105 amino acids.